CUCAGCUUGUCGCCUGCAGGUUGCGAUGGAGAAAUGGGUCUGAACCAUCACCGCUCUUUAUACCGGCUUGCUUGCAAACGGGCUUGGCUUUCCAAUUGCCGCCUCUCCGACCAGCUCCGGAAUAAUGAGGCGAGUUUGCGUUGGAGGGUCAAAUCCAUCGUGAUCGGUGCACUACUAAAGUGAGGCGCCAAGCGCACGCAAGACCGCCGGCAGUCAAGCCCCUUUAUUCGUGCGCGGCCUUGGAUAAUGAUCCAGCCACAUUGUCUGCUCCCCCUCCGUUUUGGUCGACUGCUUCCCUCCGUGUAUCCACCCCCUGGCACCUCUUUUAAGAUUCUACCCUUCAGCAGUCUCCGAGCUUAAAUAAUAAUCUUACGAUGUCGAUCGAUGGUUCCAUCCCACAAAGUACAUACGGAGCGGUCGGAGUCAAUAGUCCAUUCUUCAUCCCGCGUGUGAGCCCACUUGCAGGGGGGGGGGAAGCCCGGCCGGAUUCUGAUAUUGAGGUUAAGACUGGGGAGGUGUGGUCCAGGGCUGUCGCUGACUCGGGUUGGCCUACCGAUGCCACCACGCGUGUGUGAGAUCCACUCCGACCGAGACUCUUGAGUGGGUUUCUCUAUCUAUCAAUCUGCUAGGGGCGGGUGGAUCGGUUAACAUCCCCCAUGUCCCACCCUAAGGGAGAAAGUGUGGAAAACAAUGGAGGCAAGAAACCAUGAUCACGGCUCUUGGUUUAACCACUUCCCCUCUAGCACCACCCCUGUUGCCCCUACAACGGGAGACGGCAAUGGUGAAGGAAUAGGGGUCUGUAGCGCAAUCUUUCCGUCGGCGGUCACCGAAAGGAAUACUCUAUCGCAGUUCUUGAAUGUCGGUGGACCAAAACGGAAUUCAGUCGGAAACUAUCAUUGUCAAUCCCAGACACGAUAGAACGAAGUAGGUGAUGAGUCCUACGACCGGGCUUUAAGGUUUCAAUGGAGCAUUUUCCAGUGAUUUGAUCGCAAACAGACCAACGGAAGAAUCUUCUUCGGAGAGGCAGCAUCACUGUACAGUAGGGGCCCUAGAGGCG
Aspergillus welwitschiae is the source of this 1057-nucleotide messenger RNA. RefSeq lists its product as uncharacterized. The coding region runs from base 691 to 918 and encodes 75 amino acids. The transcript has a single exon. The record is from RefSeq and is a predicted model, not a curated record. Lineage: Eukaryota; Fungi; Ascomycota; Eurotiomycetes; Eurotiales; Aspergillaceae.